CUACACUCGGAUCAUCUUGUUUCUUUCGACUCUUUGUUAAACCCUUGUCUCUCUCUCUCUGAAACCCUCAGUUUCUCAUCGAUCUAAAGGAGAACCCUAACAUUUUAUCAAAUCAGGAAACUAGGAAAGCUUAAUGUUUGAACCCCUUCUAUACUGUCGCCGCGCUUCCAUGGCCCUGCGGCGAAGGAAUUGUUGUUUUAGGAGUAUACUUUUUGUGGUACCUUCAGUAUCUCGUGUGUAUGUUUCUAGAACAUAUGUGUAUUCCUGUUCCUUACCUUUUCUAGUGCCUCCAAGUUCUAGUGCCAGACAUUACCACUUUGUACAAGAUCCUAUAGGUAGUCGAGAAACACAGGAUUCGGAGUCUUAUCUAGGUUUACUAAUUUCUAGAGUACGAGUUGGAAACAAUGAGGAUGAGGUUUUCCAGUCCCUUCUGCAAGAUCACAGAUGCGUUAGUAUUUGUUUGUCGAAAAUCCUGGUUGAAAGACUACUUAGGAGAUUUGAGGAUGAUUGGAAGUCUGCUUUGGGAUUUUUCCGAUGGGCAGGGAUGCAAGCUGAUUACAGCCACACUCAAGAAGCCUAUGAUAAGAUGGUGGACAUAUUGGGUAAAGCAAAGCAAUUGGAAACGAUGUAUCUAUUGGUUGAGGAAAUGAAGGAGAAGAAUUAUGUCACGUUGAAUACAAUUGCAAAACUCAUGAGAAGGUUUGCUGGUGCAGGGAAACAUAAAGAUGCAGUUAAGAUGUUUGAUGACUUGGGAAGAUUCGGUUUGGAAAAGGAUACCGAGUCCAUGAACUUAUUGCUUGAUACCCUUUGCAAAGAAAAGAGAGUUGAGCAUGCCCGUGGGAUAUUUUUGGAACUAAAGAAACAUAUCUCCCCGAAUGCUCACACCUUUAACAUUUUUAUUCACGGCUGGUGCAGUGCCAAUAGGGUUGAUGAGGCAAUUUGGACCAUCCAAGAGAUGAAAGGGCAUGGCUGUCUCCCCUGUGUCAUUAGUCAUUCAACAGUUAUCCAGGCUUAUUGUAAGCAAUCCAACUUUAGUAAGGUUUAUGAGUUACUGGAUGAGAUGGACACUCAGGGUUGCUCCCCGAAUGUCGUCACUUACACCACUAUCAUUCAUUAUCUUGAUAAGGCAAAAAGAUUUGAUGAAGCCUUGCAAGUUCGUGAGCGAAUGAAACUGACUGGAUGUAAACCAGAUACGCUUUUUUACAAUACGUUGAUCCACGUGUUGGGAAGAGUAGGUCUGUUACAAGAGGCGACUCGUGUUUUUGAAGUUGAGAUGCCCAUGAACAGCAUUAUUCCAAAUGCUUCUACCUAUAAUACUAUGAUCACUAUGUUCUGCCAUCACUCUCAAGAACAAGCUGCUCUGAAUGUUCUUAACAAUAUGGAGAAGUCAGCGCUCUGUAAGCCUGAUCUUCGUACAUUUAAUCCAUUAUUAAAAAUGUACUUCAGAGAUGGAAAAACAGAUUGUAGUUUGAAUGCGUUAUUGGAUGAUAUGACCAAUAAACACUAUCUAGGUCUUGAUCUUUCUACUUCCACACUCUUAAUUCAUGGAUUCUGCAGAGCAAACAAACUUGAGAGAGCUUAUCAAAUCUUUGAGGACAUGAUAAAACAAGAAAUUACACCUCGGUAUCAAACAUGCCGUUUGCUUCUUGAUGAACUGAAGCAAAAAGACAUGCAUGAUACUUCUGACAGAAUAGAGAGUCUUAUGAGGCAAAUGAAGAAAUCCAAUUAAGAAAUGUGAUGAUUUGCUUGGGAAGACU
Molecule: messenger RNA, 1757 nt
Organism: Papaver somniferum (opium poppy)
Lineage: Eukaryota; Viridiplantae; Streptophyta; Magnoliopsida; Ranunculales; Papaveraceae
Product: pentatricopeptide repeat-containing protein At3g04130, mitochondrial-like
Exons: 2
Coding region: 134-1729 (531 amino acids)
Molecular function (GO): protein binding
Source: RefSeq, a predicted model, not a curated record